Molecule: messenger RNA, 759 nt
Organism: Knipowitschia caucasica
Lineage: Eukaryota; Metazoa; Chordata; Actinopteri; Gobiiformes; Gobiidae
Source: the annotation of a GenBank genome assembly
AUGUCAACAACAAACAUGGCGUCGAGCAGCAGCGGCUACUGGGAAGAUCUACGUAAACAGGCGCGUCAGCUGGAAAACGAAUUGGACCUGAAGUUGGUGUCUUUCUCCAAACUUUGUACAAGUUACAGCAGCGGGAGCUAUGGCCUGGGCAUCAGCGACAGAGCCAGAGACGGCAGGUCUGAUUCCACUGGCUCUUCUCACGACAAUCUCAUGUUGGCCAUGACCACAGAGAUCGAGCAGCUUUUGGCAAAGCUAACAGGCAUAAAUAACAAAAUGGCAGAGUUCACUGCUGAGACAGUUCCACACAACGCAGCACUGAUGCACACUUUACAGCGACACAGAGACAUCUGGCAGGACUACACAAACGAGUUCCAUAAAACCAAAGCCAACUUCUUCAGCCUCAGAGAGAGAGAGGACCUGCUGGGAUCCGUCCACAGAGACAUCGAGUCGUACAAAAGCGGCUCUGGAGUCAACAACCGACGCUCCGAGCUUUUCAUGAAGGAGCACGAACAUCUAAGAAACUCUGAUCGUCUCAUUGACAAUGCAAUAAGCAUCGCCAUGGCAACCAAAGAGAACAUGACGUUUCAGCGCGGGGUGCUCAAGUCCAUUCAGACCAGAGUCACCACUUUGGCCAACCGGUUCCCUUCCAUCAACGGCCUCAUCCAGAGAAUAAACUUACGGAAAAGGAGGGACUCUCUCAUUCUGGGCUCGGUGAUCGGAGUCUGCACCAUUCUCCUGUUGCUUUACACAUUUCACUAA